Paramecium primaurelia is the source of this 291-nucleotide messenger RNA. The record is from the annotation of a GenBank genome assembly. Lineage: Eukaryota; Ciliophora; Oligohymenophorea; Peniculida; Parameciidae.
AUGUUUAAAUUGUAGUUCUAAAGAUGCUAAUUCUUGUGCGCCCUGUUUAGAAAUUAAUACUUCAAAUAGAGUAUUUUACAAUAAAGACAUGUAAGUGUUUAUUUGGAUAUUUUGAUGAUGGUCAUUAAAUACAGUGUUAAAAAUGUGAUAGCUUAUGUAAGGCUUAAUAUAUCCCUUAACAAGAAAUAUAGAAACAAAUUGUAAAUUUCAAUAAGGUUAUUUGAUAUCGGUUUAUAGAUUUGUUCAACAUUCAAUAUCGUGAAUUACAUCAAAUAAUUGCACAAUAUGUGA